AUGAAGUCUGUGUAUGCCUCUGAGACUAUCACCAUCCCUGCGGGAGUCACGGUGGAUGUGAAGUCGCGGGUGGUGACGGUGAAAGGCAAGUAUGGCGAAAUCACGCGUGCGUUCCGCCAUCUCCCCGUCGACAUCCAGAAGACCAAGUCGGGGAACCGACUGAAGGUCGAGAUGUGGUACGGAACCUGCAGAGACCUCAGCUGCAUCCGCACGCUGUGCUCCCACAUCAAGAACAUGUUCACUGGUGUGAUGAAGAAGUUCCAGUACAAGAUGCGCUUCGUGUAUGCGCAUUUUCCCAUCAACGUGAACAUCAGCGCCAACGGAAGCGUCGUCGAAAUCCGCAACUUCUUGGGCGAGAAGCGCGUGCGAAUCGUCAAGAUGCUUCCGGGUGUCAAGUGUGAAAAGGCCACCAACGUUAAGGACGAAAUCGCGCUGACUGGAACGGACGUCGAGCUCGUCUCUCGAUCAGCGGCUUUGAUCCACCAGUCGACCUUGGUCAGGAGAAAGGAUAUUCGUAAAUUCUUGGACGGCAUCUACGUGUCAGAGACGAGCACUGUGGAACAGGACGCGUAA
Molecule: messenger RNA, 573 nt
Organism: Neospora caninum
Lineage: Eukaryota; Apicomplexa; Conoidasida; Eucoccidiorida; Sarcocystidae
Exons: 3
Coding region: 1-573 (190 amino acids)
Biological process (GO): cytoplasmic translation
Cellular component (GO): ribosome; cytosolic large ribosomal subunit
Molecular function (GO): rRNA binding; structural constituent of ribosome
Source: RefSeq, a predicted model, not a curated record